Aspergillus pseudonomiae is the source of this 1275-nucleotide messenger RNA. RefSeq lists its product as uncharacterized. The record is from RefSeq and is a predicted model, not a curated record. NCBI's taxonomy places the organism in Eukaryota, Fungi, Ascomycota, Eurotiomycetes, Eurotiales, Aspergillaceae. The coding region runs from base 1 to 1275 and encodes 424 amino acids. The transcript has a single exon.
AUGCGGCGACAGAUUAUUUGGGAUGCAACAGGGGACGCAUUCGAGUUCGAGAGACGCACAAAGAAAUUCAAAGUUUGCUUCCUCCCUGUCCCAAUGCCCACCAAGGACGAGCGAUUUCUCUGGGUCGAUCUGACAUUCCCAGUCCGCGCUGUCUACCUGCCAGUAGCCCGUAUAGCGGACCAAAGAGUACCCAGAUUCGCGGCCUACGUCCACCUCAACCUCCGCAUAUAUGAUGUGUCCUUGCAGACAUACAGGCCUCAUCAUGUUCCAAUUGAAAAGGUCUCGUCCACGGUGGGCAAGACGUUGGGCGGGGUUUUGGGACCAACCAGCCAAACCAUCGGGCAGACUCUAGGCGAGGAGGUAGGGGGGGUGGCGCAGAAUGUGGUUGACGGCCAGUAUGUCCCAGGCACAGAGAAACCUGUACCGGAACCCAACUUGACCGAGGCGGAGCGAGACAAGAUUCAGCAGAAGGAAGGCGCCCCCCGAACUUACUGGGCGGGGAACUUGAGUAUCAAGGCCGAUCAGACCCAUGGUUGGGGUUGGCGGCCAGAGUGGACGAUGCGCAUUGAUGCUCGCGCUCUCAUCGAGAUGCUGAUUGUCCCCAUGCACUUUCGCAAGCGAAUUUACAUCAAUCCAUACCGAUAUGUCAAGCUCUUCCAUGCCACCGCGAUUGACAAUACGGGGGUCGCGACAAUCACUCUGAAGGUGAUGGAUGCAUGGGUUGCGAUCGAUUAUGCCGGACUGGUGAGCAGGCAUGGUGGCAUCCCUUUGGACUACAAAGCCACUGGGAUACCGGAGAGCAGUAUUACGCAGAUCCUGCUAGCUAUCCUCACUCCCAAGGCCAGCAUGCUGCCUGUUGCUGGCACGGUACUCUCCCUGGGGUUGGGCUAUCUCGCAGAAUAUCUCGACGAUCCACAGGCAAUGUUAACCAAACACAGUCUCGCCAAGAAGGGGACAGAAAUAGCACUCCUGUUCAUUCAGGGAGCGAACCGUGUUAGAAAGUACUACGCCAGUGGCAAGAUUCCGGCCAUUCAGCUGCCUCGCAGGGGACCGGGCAUGCGGCAGGCCCUACAAGGACAGGAUCGGCAGUCAAUCUUUGUCGGCGAAGAAGGGGAGAAAGCACAAGCCCAACAAAUGGUGCGGGAUGAGAAGACGAUCGGAGUUACAAUCGAUGAGAUUGAGGACCCACAAAGAGAGGUUGACAUGGAAGAUGACGAGGAAAUGCAGGCAGUGACCUGGCUUGGGUAUAGCCCUCUCGUGAUCGAAAAGCAGUAG